AUGGACGGCACUUCCAUCAUGACCGCCACCGGAGCGGUCUCCAUGAGCCCGACAAGCCCCAUAAGCUCACGGCAGGGCGGCGGAGCCAAGCGCAAGAGGAGCACCGGCGUUGGCGGCCUAGAAAGCAGCCCCGGCAGCUUUGUGGACGAUGAGCAUGCCGACGAUAAGAAACGCCAGCCAGGCGUCAAGCGAGCGUGCAACGAGUGUCGCCAACAGAAGUUGCGAUGCGACGUUAUCCAGGAUCCUUUUCAAAGCUGCUCCAGGUGCAGGCGCCUGAAGCUGGACUGCAAGAUCGAAUCCAAUUUCAAGCGCGUGGGAAAGCGGUCGAAGCAUGCUGAGAUGGAGAAGGAGAUUGAACGAUUGCGCCGAAACGUGGCGAAGGCGAAGCAACAAGGCUUCGCGCUAGACGCUGCCGGCGACGACGACGACAUCCUCGUGUCACCCGCGACCCAAAAUACACCGUAUGCGCAUACACGAAACCCAUCUCUCAUGGGCUCAGAUGAGGCCGUCUCAUCCCUACUGCACUUGAAGAGGGGCGGGGCCUAUAAUGCACCACAGUAUGCUUAUGAACUCGACGGCAUUCGGCUCACCGAGGAGGAUACCACGCACCUAUUCAACGAAUUCUUCGCAUUCUACCACCCCUUCUUGCCUUUCCUGAACUCGCAACAACCACCGGAUCAAUACUAUCAGCAGCACGCGCUCUUGUUCUGGACCAUUGUUGCCGUUGCCGCUCGCCGAUACAGCCCGCCGAACGCACCGGAUUUGCUGAACCAUCUCUCCGCGCCCCUGACGCGCUAUCUGUGGACGACAAUCGGCGAAGUGCCUAGCAGCUACUUCGUGGUCAAGGCAAUGUGCCUGCUCUGCGCAUGGCCUCUGCCCACGAGCACGACCGCAUCCGACCCGACCCAUAUUCUGACCGGCGUUAUGAUGAAGACGGCAACUGGAAUUGGACUUCAUCGACCUAACCACAUCCAGGACUUCUCGCGGGUCUCAGUGGAACUUAACAAGGAACAACUGAGUGAUCGCGUGACAACCUGGGCUGUGUGCAACAUAGUUGCCCAAAACGUUGGGACCGGGUAUGGCCAGCCUGCCUCCUCUCUAUACGACUGGACACUGGCCCUGAGAGCAGGAGAUGAUAACGCUCUCAAGUUGAGCCCGGAGCUGGAAGCGCGGCUUCAGAUUGAGCGCUUCUGCGACAAGGUCUCAAAGGAGAUGUACAGCAAUGCAAGUGACCCGCGUGGCGUUGCCGGUGACGAGCAUCGCGCUAUGCUGAUGAGGAUAUAUCGCCGUGACUAUGCAGAGCUUCAGGCGUUGAUCCUGUCACAAAGACUAGGAACAGUUGUCAACCUGCACCUCAAAGCGGCUGCGCUCCACAUGAGGCUCGCGGGGUUCUUCGAUUCUAGCACAACGCCAGGCUAUAUGGACGAUCUGAUGGGGCUGUGGCGCACGGCGACUGCCUUCCUCGACGAGGUUCUCGAGUCGAGCCAAACCAAAAGCCCCGGGGCGAAGCAAGGGGGCAACUUGCUGCAGUACGCAACCAACUACAUCCAGCAGAUGCUGGUAGCGGCAGGCUUCACGGUUCUGAAGCUGAUUCGAUCGUUCUUUGCCAAGACUGUUGAUUUCCAGCGAGGUCGAACCUUGUUCCACGCAACGGUAGCAGCCAUCCGCCGGACCAGCGUCGUACACAACGAUCUCCAAUGGCGCCUGGCGGAGCUGAUGGUCCAGAUGUGGAACGGGGCCAGACUGGAGCACAGCAACCCUACGCUGCAUCCCCAGGACGAUUCACCGGUGCAUGUAGAUGACAGCCUGCAGCUCAAGGUACGCUGUCGUCACAGUAUGAGUCUGGUCUUUGACUCCGUGUGGCGUUGGAGGGAAGAGUACCAGGCCCAAGGUCGCGGCACCCUAGAAUCUAUCAAGCAAACGAAUCUGGAAUCGGCAAACGAAUCUUCCGAGUCAUCGACUCAUCUCGACAGCACGCUUAUGCCUGCGCAAGCCUUGACGUCAGGCAUGCUCCAUGCCAAUGGCAACAACAAUAAUAACAACAGCAACAGCAACAACAAUGGUGGCUUGACACCGAACGCCACUGCGCUCUCCGCCACGUCAUCCGCCCCGAAUAGUAUGCUGGGCGGUUUGAGUUACGGCGAGACCAACUACGACUUUUUCGAUCCGCAAAAUUGGAUGUUGGAUGGAUUGCUGGAUUUCAACUAUUCUUACGUGCCCCCGAUGGAGGGUACGUGA
Messenger RNA from Emericellopsis cladophorae, 2238 nucleotides. RefSeq names its product Regulatory protein-like protein. The record is from RefSeq and is a predicted model, not a curated record. The transcript is spliced from 3 exons. Gene Ontology annotation, biological process: regulation of DNA-templated transcription. Gene Ontology annotation, molecular function: zinc ion binding; DNA-binding transcription factor activity, RNA polymerase II-specific; transcription cis-regulatory region binding. The coding region runs from base 1 to 2238 and encodes 745 amino acids. Lineage: Eukaryota; Fungi; Ascomycota; Sordariomycetes; Hypocreales; Bionectriaceae. Gene Ontology annotation, cellular component: nucleus.